This is a messenger RNA of Periconia digitata, 2264 nucleotides long. Lineage: Eukaryota; Fungi; Ascomycota; Dothideomycetes; Pleosporales; Periconiaceae. The record is from the annotation of a GenBank genome assembly.
CAUCAGUACGAUGGGAUCAUCUCCAUUCACACACGAAUGGCAGAAGCGUCGUGUGUUUAUUUGCCCCAUAUGAGUCGGAUUUGCCAACACUCCUAUAAACCUGCCAUCUCAUCUUACUCUGCUCAUGGUACCCCGUCGCUAACAUCUCAUCACCAACAUAUCGUCACCACAAUGAAGGAAGAAGCUAUUCAAAUCCAUUCGCAUAUGAUGUCCAUGUUCUCCAAGUUCAAGAAGAAGAUGGUAGCAGAGAAGGACAAGGACAAGGACAGAGAGAAGAGCUCAGUUGCAGCACAGGAAGACACCAUGCCAAAGCCAACGCCAAUGCCACAGCCGACGCAAUGUCAUACCUGCGCUGCCCGGGAGUGCCUACUUGAAACAUCAGCAAUUCCCAUUCCGCCAAAGUCUUCACGCAGAAUUCCUCCACCUCUCAUGAGCUAUUCGCCAGAAGAAGCCCAGCUAAGAAUCGCCGCCGUGAAGAAACGCAAGAGCGAAAUGUCGUUGAGGGCGACAACUCCUCCAAAACGAUUCUAUGCCCAGUCCAACAUCAGUGCCGAGUCUCUCGAGCCCCCAUCUCGACCAUUACUACGAGUGCGGAGCAAUAUGUCCAUGCGUGUCUCUGUUCCCAAGGAGACCGCUCGACAAGAGCCGGCCCGACCCAAAACAUCCUCUGGCGCCUCCACCGGAAGUCGACCGGCCAAUCGAUACAUUGACAACUACUCCUUCUAUGCUCAUAACCAACCUCUUCGCGAGUUUAGUCCCUUCCCACCACAUGCAGCAAGAGCAGUAUCUGCACCACAAGUCGCUAGAGCUAGGACUUCUGACAACAGCGGUACCAGCCGUAAAUCGCCGAGAGCGGCCAGCCUGAAGCGACCCUCACUAUUAGACCUGACCAUGGAAGAGGAGCCCACAGAGUACCGCUCCAGCGAGUCUCAACCGUCACGCUGCUCCGAAGAAACAUCCAAAUCAAUCACCGCUCCAUACCCCCCUUACGAAAAGCUCCCCCGCUUCGCGAAAAUGCGGUCCCUCCCCGCGCUUCGUAUGAAGCGUCCCUCCGGUCUCCCAAACAUCAACACGGAUCUAGCAAGCUUGAAAACCGAGAUAUUAAACAUGAAACCUGAUAUGUCAAGCCUCAAAACUGAAUUUGCUACCUUCAAAACUGACGUAAUCAAUAUUACACCCGACCUGUCAACCCUCAAGACCGAUAUGUCAAACCUCAGAAGCGAAAUAUUAAACAUCAGACCGGACAUUCUGAGUAUCAACACCGAUAUAUCGCCCAGUCACUACAACGCCUACAAAUCACACUACUCUUCUUCGAGCCACACGCCUAGAUCUGUGAGGUCUCCCAAGUCUCCACAGUCGCCGGUUCUUGGGUGGCGGUACGAGGAUUUUGGGUCCGCCCCGCCGGUGCCGAGUCUCUCGACAGGAACUGGAACGGGCAUGUCAAGCCCAUCAGCUCUAUCGUUUUCGGGAAUCAUGACGGCGUCACGGAACGCUUCCAGGAGUGUGUCGCGAAGAGCGUCGCUUUCUUCGUUGUUUUCUAAGAAGAAUGGUAGUGCUGUUUGGGUGCAUUGAAUCGUCGUCCAACUUUUUCUUUUUCCCCUGUUGCUGCCUUCGUUUUGUCUCUGUAUUCCUCAUCCGCUCUCUUUUUUUCUUUCCUGUUAUUGUGUUCUCCUAUGUCGAACCCUAGUCUCUCGUGGCGUUGUUUCAUUUUGGUCUUGGUUCGUUGUUCCGGUACACUAGUAUGCAAAAUUCGCAUGACGGCUAAAGCUACCAGACCACAAGAAACCAUCAUCAUAAUGAUUUCCUUCCUCUCAUAACCCUGCAAUCAGAAACACAGAAUAUGUGAUUGAGAUUACACACUCAAUCUGCGUCUCAAUCUUUUUUUAACGGCUCCCCGAAACGCAAUUCCCGCUCCCAACACAACAACAACACGUUAAAAAAAGCACAGCAGAAGCCAUGGUUGCACGGGGCAACGCCGCGCGCAUCUGUGGAAGUUAGGAAGCUCGACAAAGACUGACCAAGGAGCCCAUGUAUAUUGUGAUGACAUGCAUCUGGCGUGCUUGGUGUUAACGACAGAUGGACAAAUAGAGAAAGGUUCUGUCGUGGGAUGGACACGAGGAUAGUUGUCGGGUUUGUGAAGAAAGAGAGUAUCCAUCGCAUCGCCAACCUUUUUUUUUGGACCUGGACUGUUCUUAUUCCCUCUUUUGACGUAUUAUCCUGUUUACUGCAGAAACCCAUUGAUGCGAAGUUGUUAUUCUUUCUAC